AUGGCCGCACCCGAACACGACCCUCGGUUGCUCUACAGCAUCAGCAACAUCACCGCAUACCAUAUCCAAAAUGGCGAAGAAACCGAGCUCACUCCCUCAGGACCCCAGAACCUCUCCCUCCUAAUGGUCCCAACGAGCACCACUCCUCUAGGAAAUGGGCCAGCAGAAGAGGAUUUCUACCUCCAUCUGCACCUUCCUCCGGAGCUCGACCUCGCUCUUCCCGCGACGACUCAAAUCUACCACCAACCGCCGACCAGCUACUUGAUUCCCCGCUGGGAUCUUGGUCCGGAUGCGGGCGCGUUCAUCCGCAUACAGUUUCCUGGAGUCGGAACUGGGCCGGGGAAGGUGUCGCAGGAUGAUGUGGAUACCUUUGAGACGAUUUUGGCGCAGUGCACUGCGUUCCUUGAGAGGGCGCCGGCGCCUGUGUCCAAGGAGCAUGCGCCGUAUAACCCCGCGAACUUUGCCCCGGGCGAAGGAUAUGUCUCGCCUGGGACUAAGCCUACUAAGAAUGCGCAUGGGCAAAUUGUACUUAUAGAUGAGGAGGAUGGUAGUGUUGUCGGAGAGAUGGAGGGGUAUGAUGUCGUGGAGAGGCCUGGUGUUCAGCCGGGGUCGAAGAGACCCGUUGAAGUCCAACUCCCCCAAGAAGGCGAAGGUAAUCAGAUCAGCGUCGACAAUGCCUCUGAAGAAUACCUCCGAAUGGCGCGCCAUCCGGCCUAUAAAAGCUCUACGAUUGUCCAGUCAUCGGCGACAGCGUCUCGUCUUGUUGUCACCGGCUCUUCGUACAUCUCCAAUGUCUUGACUAGCGGUGCAGAGGGCUUCACUAAAAAGGUCAAGCCGAACCAGCAGCCCAUGACCUUCUCAGACACAACACACGCGCGCAUUCGAAAGAUUGGAAAUUUCUCCCACGGCGCGGCAGAUUUAUCAGCCAAGACAGUCGGCCAGGUGGGCAAGUACGCGCAGAACCUUGGUGCAUCACUGAGCCGGAAACGGGAAAAGGGAGAGCGGGGUGCCGACUACAAGCCCGGAAUGCUCAACAAGUCUAUGAUCGCCUUCUCCACACUGGCGGAUGGUAUCGAGCAGGGCGCGCGGAACCUCAUGACUUCGGGCUCCACGGCUGCCAGCACCAUGGUCGCGCAUCGCUACGGCGAGGAAGCAGGCUCCGUAGCCGCCAGCUUAACUGGUGGCGUCAGGAACGUCGGGUUGGUGUAUAUCGAUGCAUCUGGUGUGAGUCGAAAGGCGCUUCUCAAGUCUGUGGCUAAGGGUAUGGUCGUUGGACGCAUGAAGGACGGUCAGCAGGUCGUCGUUGGUUCUGGUGAUGGUGGUGACGUUCCGCCUGAAGCGAGCGCGGCUGGUCCUUCGGGCACCCGGCCUCAGGGCUCUGGGACUGGUCCCAAUCCUGUUGCCAGACGUCCUUCGCCAAAUCCCACUCCGCCUCCUGCGUACGGUGCAUCAGACACUAGGUCGCUGGGAGGAUCGGCUAUGGGUGGGGGGAAGCGUUAA
Aspergillus ruber CBS 135680 is the source of this 1500-nucleotide messenger RNA. Its product is annotated as senescence-associated domain-containing protein. Lineage: Eukaryota; Fungi; Ascomycota; Eurotiomycetes; Eurotiales; Aspergillaceae. The record is from RefSeq and is a predicted model, not a curated record. Bases 1 to 1500 code for a protein of 499 amino acids. Gene Ontology annotation, biological process: cell division. The transcript is spliced from 2 exons. Gene Ontology annotation, cellular component: plasma membrane.